This is a messenger RNA of Polyodon spathula (Mississippi paddlefish), 1166 nucleotides long. Its product is annotated as corrinoid adenosyltransferase-like. The transcript has 6 exons. Lineage: Eukaryota; Metazoa; Chordata; Actinopteri; Acipenseriformes; Polyodontidae. Gene Ontology annotation, molecular function: corrinoid adenosyltransferase activity. Bases 503 to 883 code for a protein of 126 amino acids. The record is from RefSeq and is a predicted model, not a curated record.
UGAGCCGAUAGACCGACCCUCCUCGAGUACGGCAGGCGAGAGAGGUCAAGCACGAUAAAGACAAGGACACGUGAUUGUUGUUGUUGUUUUUUCAGUCAAGGCGCUGCAGUUUUAACAUGUUGAACUAAAUUAAUGAAUGGCUUGUUUUAUUUUAAGAAGGCUACCCCUCCGAGGUGUCCUUUGAAAUUACACAGCCGAGAAGGCGCUGUGUGUUUCGUGGAACCGCGGUUUAACUGUCAAGGAGGAAGGAUGAGCCCAAUGUUAUAAAUGUGCUGUUUAUUUAAAGGCUGAAUUUACUGUCAAUGCAGGUCUUUGGAUAAACCUGGACAACCAAAGCAAUUCCCAAGAUUUACACAAGGGCAGGAGAUAGAGACCAAAGGAAGAUCAGGUGUUUGAAGCUUUAGGAACUACAGAUGAACUGACGUCAGCCUUUGGGUAGUUAUUUAUACAGGCAUGACCUGUCCUAUGUUACAGGGUAUUGGGAAGACACCAAUCCGGGGUCAUGUGUGACCGCUUUUACAUGGAAAUGAUGCAGGAACACGGCAGAGCAAUAUUAUGCAACUGCCAGAAAAAAACAAGGUUUAGUGAGAAGCCUGUCUCAGAUUUGGAGCAUUGGAUCGAUAAAUACACAGAUCAGCUGCCAGCCCUGACCAAUUUCAUCUUACCUUCAGGAGGGAAGAGCAGUGCUGCCCUACACCUGGCCAGAGCAGUCUGUCGGAGAGCGGAGCGCAGAGUGGCUCCGAUCGUACGAGCAGGAGAAGCUGACCAUAGUGUUGCUAAAUAUCUUAACAGGCUUAUCGACUACCUGUUCACAUUGGCCAGGUUUGCAGCUAUGAAAGAGGGAAAGGAAGAGAUGGUUUGCAGAAGAACUGUGGAGGAAUAAAAGCAGCAGGCUGAUAAGACCAGUAAAUGAGCCGUUCUUCAGCCCCCCUGCAAGGAGCAGCAGUGUGUGGUGAGCCUGUCCAGUGGAGACCUCAGCCUUAUCCCCACACCUCAUUGUCUGGAAUAUAUGGUCUGGCUCUCUGGUAGCUGAUGUAACUGUACAGCUGAAUUAGAUUUGUAAAUAAUAAUAAUAAAAAAAGAGAUCUGUCUAUCACGGAUCAUGUUACUCUGUGCUGGUGAUUUUUUUAAUAUAAAAUACUGUACAUUUCCCAAUAAAUACAAUU